AUGGUACCAGAGCGGUACCAGUUUGGCCGGACCGAGGUGAUCGACAACACCCUGAACCCCGACUUCGUGCGCAAGUUCAUCCUCGACUACUUCUUUGAGGAGAAGCAGAACCUGCGCUUCGACCUGUACGAUGUGGACUCCAAGAGCCCCGACCUCUCCAAGCACGACUUCCUGGACCAGGCCUUCUGCACGCUGGGCGAGAUCGUGGGCUCGGCCGGCAGCCGCCCGGAGAAGGCGAGUGAGGGCGUCCCCGGGAAGAAGUGCGGCACCAUCAUCCUCCUGGCCGAGGAGCUGGGCAACUGCCGGGACGUGGCCACGCUGCAGUUCUGCGCCAACAAGCUGGACAAGAAGGACUUCUUCGGCAAGUCCGACCCCUUCAUGGUCUUCUACCGGAGCAACGAGGACGGGACCUUCACCAUCUGCCACAAGACGGAGGUGGUGAGGAACACGCUGAACCCGGUGUGGCAAGCGUUCGCCAUCCCCGUGCGCGCCCUCUGCAACGGCGACUACGACCGGCCCAUCAAGGUGGUGAACCCCAAGAAGAAGAUGAAGAAGAAGAAGUACCUGCACUCAGGGACAGUGACACUGCUCUCCUUCGCUGUGGAGUCCGACUGCACCUUCCUGGACUACAUCAAGGGCGGCACCCAGAUCAACUUCACGGUGGCCAUUGACUUCACAGCAUCCAAUGGUAACCCAUCGCAGUCCACCUCGCUGCACUACAUGAGCCCCUACCAGCUCAACGCGUACACCAUGGCGCUCAGGGCCGUGGGCGAGAUCAUCCAGGACUACGACAGCGACAAGAUGUUCCCGGCGCUCGGCUUCGGCGCCAAGAUCCCCCCGGAUGGACACGUGUCCCAUGAGUUCCCGCUGGACAGCAGGGGAGGAAGCACGUUGGGAAGCAGGGGGGGGAAGUGUGCAGGGAAGCGCAUCGGGAAGCGCGGGGAAGCAGGGGGGAAGCGUGCAGGGAAGCGCAUUGGGAAGCGCAUUGGGAAGCGCAUUGGGAAACGCUUCAUCUCUUUGACAGGGGGCAGCAGGCGCUGGAUUCGGUGCCUUCCUCCCCUGUCUCCACAGGCUGCCAAGCUCCCCAUGUCCAUCAUCAUCGUGGGCGUUGGACAGGCCGAGUUCGACGCCAUGGUGGAGCUGGACGGUGACGACGUGCGCAUCUCCUCCCGCGGGAAGGUGGCCGAGCGCGACAUCGUGCAGUUUGUCCCCUUCCGCGACUACAUGAUGCACGCAGGCAACCAGGUGCUCAGCAUGGCCCGCCUGGCCAAGGACGUGCUGGCCGAGAUCCCCGAGCAGCUCGUGUCCUACAUGAAGGGCCGGGGCAUCAAACCGCAGGCGGCGCCCGAAGCCUCGGGCCCCCCCGCGUCCCCGCAGCCCUGA
Tinamus guttatus (white-throated tinamou) is the source of this 1383-nucleotide messenger RNA. The record is from RefSeq and is a predicted model, not a curated record. Lineage: Eukaryota; Metazoa; Chordata; Aves; Tinamiformes; Tinamidae.